Molecule: messenger RNA, 390 nt
Organism: Aspergillus fumigatus Af293
Lineage: Eukaryota; Fungi; Ascomycota; Eurotiomycetes; Eurotiales; Aspergillaceae
Exons: 1
Coding region: 1-390 (129 amino acids)
Source: RefSeq, a predicted model, not a curated record
AUGACCCUUACCACCCUCCUGGCAACCCUCACGCCCCAUAAUGCGCAAACAGAAUUGAAACCGACUCCCAUAUACGCCCCCGAGUCUGUCCCGCGCAUCAAAAACGCAAAACGGCUGAGCACCACCCGCUGGAAACAGCUUGUCCGGGCUGCGGCGCGAGAACAUGAUGAUCCGCCGCCGCCGCCGGGGCUGGGGGAGUGCUGUGGGAGUUCGUGUGACCCAUGUGUGACUGAUCUGUGGCGGGAAGAGCUGGCGUGCUGGAGGGAGAGGUGGGGAAGUGCUGUCGAAGACAGGAAGGGGGAGGCUGUCGGAGAGAACACAAAGACGGGGGAGGAAGGAGAUCAACAUCGGGGGUGUAAACAGCGGAUGCCGGGGAGUUUUGAUUGGUAG